GAACAUAGUGAAGUUUUAGUAAAUUUGUAGACAUUUGUGAAAACACUUGGCAGCAUAUCUGACAUGGACACAUUCAGAAAAAGAACAAGAAUUUUCUUUGAUAAUGAUUAAUAUAAUAAUUUUUCCUGUUAUGUUCUAUGUGCCACUGACUUCCUGAACAAGGUAGAGGUGAGACUGAAAAUACUUUCUGAUUUAGCGGAAGAGAACAUCAUAACACGAUGGCUUUCUCCGCACUCUGCCUCAUGUUCUAUCUUUGCUCUGCAGCCACACUGACUGUCACUCCCGACCAAUCCCAGUUCUUCCAGUUCGACCGAAUCACUCUUACAUGUGUGACAAACUCCAGUGGCUGGAAAGUGAUGAGGACGAUAAAGAACAAGGUUACUGAGGAAUGUAAUGGUACCUGGGGAGUCCCCAGAGAAUCCUCCUGCAACAUUAAAUAUGCUUACCCAACUGACACCGGCGAAUACUGGUGUGAAUCUAACCGAGGAGAACGCAGCAACAAAGUCAAUCUCACUAUAUCCGAUAUAAAUGUGAUCCUUGAGAGCCCUCCGUAUCCUGUUGUUGAGGGACAAACUGUGACACUUGGUUGUUCCUACAAGAAAAGCAAAAAAGAUGUCACAUCCACCUCAGACUUUGAAGCUGCGUUCUACAGAAAUGAUUUAUUCAUUGGGAAAAAGAAACCAGGGAAAAUGAUCAUUGAAGCAGAGGAAGGUUUCUACAAGUGUCUCCAUCCUACUAAAGGAGAGUCACUGAAGAGCUGGCUGGCAGUGACAGCCAAAGUUCCCCAUGCAGAAAUUCUUUCUCCUCCUUCUCCUCCAUCUGAACCUGGUGUUCCUUGGAUCAGAGUGAUUUCUGGCAGUGUGCUCUUCAUCCUCUAUAACAUCAUACUAAUCUUAUGUGUAUACACAUACCGUAAGUGGGCUCGAGCCAAGACUGAUAUGAAAAGGAGAAUUGCUGAUCAUGUUUUGGUGAACUAAAGACAAUGAAGACAAAACAAUUUAUCAUCUGUAUGUUGAAGCAAAAAGAAAAAUAAGAUGAACAAUAUUAAAAGUAUAGAGGAAUGUGAUUUAUUCUCCCAUUCAAGCCAGAUUAUUAUAGUAUUUUCAUUUUGAUCUCACUUUAGAUAAUAGGAAUCUUUAAUCAGCUUGUUAGUUAAAAAUUAGGAACUUUGAGGGCGUGCCGUGGUGGCGUAGUGGUUAGAGCGACCCAUAUUUGGAGGCCUUGAGUCCUCGACGCGGGUUCGACUGCCGGACCCGACGAUAUUUGC
This is a messenger RNA of Xiphophorus maculatus (southern platyfish), 1267 nucleotides long. RefSeq names its product Fc receptor-like protein 4. The record is from RefSeq and is a predicted model, not a curated record. Lineage: Eukaryota; Metazoa; Chordata; Actinopteri; Cyprinodontiformes; Poeciliidae. Gene Ontology annotation, biological process: cell surface receptor signaling pathway. Bases 219 to 977 code for a protein of 252 amino acids. The transcript is spliced from 5 exons. Gene Ontology annotation, molecular function: transmembrane signaling receptor activity.